Lactuca virosa is the source of this 468-nucleotide messenger RNA. The record is from the annotation of a GenBank genome assembly. Lineage: Eukaryota; Viridiplantae; Streptophyta; Magnoliopsida; Asterales; Asteraceae.
AUGAGACUCGAGCUGGGAUUGGAGUCGGCUUUCUUGAACAUUUUGACAAGGGAUGGGAUUAGAGUUGGAAUUGAGAGUCAUGAUGAAAUUGGAAUUGAGUUGGGUUAUGUUGAUGUAUCAGACCUCAUGGAAGUUCCAAUUCUAAUGAGUAAUGAGACUGGAUAUGAUGAAAUUAAUGUUUUCAAGCUUAGGAAGAAUGGUAGUCUUGCUGGCCCCAACCCAAAGCUCCGCCCUACACCACCAUCUCCACCACAACCAUCGCUUUCCGGAGAAAAGAUAACUCCACCAUACGUAGCCAAAAUUAGCACCAUUGGCAGAGCGUUAGGACUUAUGUUGUUGAUUUUAGGUUUCAUCAUUUUCCGGCGAGUGAAACGCUCUGGCGACAAGUCAUCCGAUGAGCAAAAAUCAAAAGAUUCCGGCCUCCCGUCUGAUAGGUGUCAUCGGUUUACAAUUUACCAGAGAAUUUGA